AUGAGGAAUAAGCCGAAUAACGGGGAGCAGCGGGCCGGGGCGCAGCACAGACACCAUCUCAGUGCACCCAGCCCAUGGGUGGAAGCCCCAAUGAGCUGUUCAGUUUCAAAUGAAUUAAGCUACAUCACAGACACAACGGACGCAGAACAAGAUGAUUUACCUUGUGAUGGAGAUGGGGGAAUAGCCUGCAAAUAUCACAGCAAGUCAGAUCAAUUGAAUGGCUGCACUUGUAUCGUGUGUAUUUCUGAUUCUUUAAACUUACCCUGCUCUGGAGAUAACAGAAACGCAUCAGCAAAUGAUGACAUUCAUGUACAAGAUGAAGGUGCCUUUGACUGUAACACAGGUACCAUCAGGACAGUCAGAAGUAAAGCUGGAAUAGCUGGAAGUGAAGUGUCCUUCACACAGGCAUUACCAGCUGGUGGUAGCCAACCAGAUGGCACAGACCCUCCGAGUCACUCAAACAUGUCCCAUGUCCUUCUGCGUCAUUUUCCUAUGGGAGAGUUGAUGAGCACAUGGCAGUUUAUUGAACGUGAGACUAUACCAGAAACAUCCCUGACUGAAAGUAUUGACGAAGCCACAAACAAACAUGAGACUUCUGAACGUGUCAAAGGCCCUUCAACGGGUGAACAAGAGGCAGCCAAGUUUGAAGAACACCACUUACAAAGGCUCAAAGCAGUGAAUAUCUUUCAAAACACAGAACAGAGACGCAUGCUUAAGAAAUCAGUUUCUUCUCAUGAGCUCAUAGAAGACCAAGGUGAAGUUCAGAGUCGUCAGGAAGGCCAUAAUGAAGUCACUUCAGAAAUGAAAGUACCAGAAAUGAGUGAGAAUAAGAAAUCAGUUCCCACCAUUAAAAGAACAAAACCCUUCCCCAGACUGCUAAAUCAAUCAGUAACUGGCAACAACGUCCUAGAAAAUCAGGAAGAAAUGAGCAUUCCAGAACCAUCCCAGCAGCGAAAGAUACUUCCUCAGUCGGGUUUUCCAAAUGCAGGAUUUGCCAUUUACUCAGGAGCCCCUGAGGACUCUACAGCAAACACCUGUGUCCUUCUACAGCCUGCACAUGGUUUGUCUGAACCAAGACUGCCGUGUGGGACAACAACAUCAGCACUUCCAGCAACUCGCACAGUAGAAAUACGCUGUUUAAAUGCUUCUAAUUUACUGCCCGAAACAACACAAGGAGAGAAGAUGUCUCAAAUACUAAAGGAUCAGACAGAUCAACUAAAAACGAAAGUGGAAGACUUCUCUAAACACAUGACCAGAGAGACAUCUCUCUUACAAGAAGAUUAUCUGGUUCUAAAUCAAUUGAAAACACACCUUGAUGCCUUGGAAAGGAAUUAUUUAACUGCUAGAGAGGAGCAUCGUAACUUACAGCUGCAGUGCUACAAGGACAAGUCUACCGGCAUUGGAGAAUUUGAUCCUGAAAGAAAAGUAGAAGGGGAAAUAUUUAGACUUGGCACGCUGCUUGAAGACAUCCAAGAACAAGCUGACGGCAGCAAGCACAGAUGGGCUCCUUCGCUUACUUCCUGUGGAUCUGCCCAUUCAUCCUAUCGUCUUUGGGAGAGCUCAGCACUUUCAAGUGUUACUGACUCUCCUGAAGAAAAUGCAUUUCUUCCCAAGAACAAUGAAGGAGAAAAUACAAGCCAGACAAGUUCUGUAACCCUGCAGAAAAACACCCGCUUCUCUUUACAAUGUGAAAGGUGCCAUCUUCGGAUUCAUACGUUACAGAAGAGAGCUGAAUCAACUUACAGAAGAGAAAUGGAUCCUCUGGGAAAAAGCUGUCUGCUAGCAAGCAAGUGUUCUUCAAGUGAAAUGAGAUUCUCUCCACCUGAAGGAAAAUACGAGGCUGAAGGUCUUGGAUUCCAUACUCAGGGUACAUUAAGUCCAAAAUAUAGUGCCAGUGAAGAGAGUAUGAAGGGAAAUAACAUCCAGGAAAGGAAAACUGGAAUACAAACCAUCUUCUUUCUAAGAAAACCAACUGAUUUAUCAGAUACAAAUCUGAGCAGUGAUUCAGAAGCUCUCUCAGCCUAUUAUUCUUAUGGUUCACAAACUGAAGAAUUUGUGAAAUGUGGAAGUCACAAAAUACUCCAUACAAGACUACAUAGAGAGAGGAAAGGGUUUAAAUGCAGAUGCUCCAGAGAAAGCCCAAAUCCAUUUAAAUUCAUGAAUUACCAGGAGUCUGUUCAGUCCUGUGCUCCACAUGGAAAUAACAACUCUGGUUCAACUUCUUAUUCACAGAAGAGAAUCCUCAGUCAAAAGGCUCAAACAAAUCAACAGCCUCCUGAACCCAUCAAAAGACUUCCUGAAAGCAAGAAGUCUGCUCGAAACACAACUGCAAUCAACACCAGAAACAGAAAUGCCAAGGAUUUCAACAUAAACAUUUUAAAUUCUACUCUGGAUCAUGCGAUACAAACAGCAAACAGCUUGAAGAAAGCUACAGAAAAAAUGGUGCAAGCCAUUUCAGAAGAUCUAGCAAGAGCUGCAAGAAAACAGCUUUAACAAUCUAGUUUCAAAUGCUACUUCCUUUUUUUUGUUGGUUGAUACAAAAUGACAAACAUCUUCACAAAUAUAAACUGAUGAAGAUCAGAAAAUGAGCUGGCUUUAGUUCUGUGACUGUACAUACUGGUUUUCCACAUGUUCAUCCUCAGUGUCUGAACUAGAAAAUGAUCUGCUUGUUCCAUUGAAGUCUUUGAUGUUUUGGCUGGCCCCUGUUACUGCUUAUGGUAACCGCCUUCUCUAAGCAUUCAUUAAGCAUCCAUUUAAAGUAGCUUUAUAAAAAACUGGCCUAUCAAGCAAGGUUAGCUUCUUUAAUUUCCAUUUCCCUCCACCCCCAAAGAGCAGAAUGAGUUUCCUUCACUCCAACAUACAUUUUCUUCUCCCGCUUUAAAAGUAGCCACCUGAACACAUCAGCAAAUAGAAGCAGGUUCUGCACCUGUAGGCAGGAUGCUGGCAUAUCAAGUCAUAUUAAGGCACACAAUUAUUCCUGGAGUGCCCUACAUUGACAGUGCUUUAAGGCAGAUCCUUGCAUGUCUCAGAAACAGAGCCAUGCCACUGGUUGUUUGCAUAUUCCUAACAGUUAAGCUGUUGCUUCAAUUAGAUGUCCUUACCUUGGCUGAUAUACCUGACUGGGAUUUCAAACUGAUGUAGGCUACAGGAUUAUCAAAAACUAGAAAUACAGCAGGCCAAGAAUGUGGUACACGAUUUUUCUUCUGAAAUCCAUUUAAGUGUAGCUACUAAAAGCAAGCAGACAGUUAACAGCAGUGUAUAUAACCAGAGAUUCUAUUCACUGAAAUCCAAAGUAUAUCAUGCAUCAUUCAAAUUAGAAGGGGCCUUUCAUGAUCAUCUAGCCCAACUCUCCUGUGAGUGAAGGCACAUCAACCGCUCCAUCAGGUUGCUCAGUGCCCACUCCUGCCUGACCUUGAACAUCCCAAGGACAUCCACCACCUCUCAGUGCAAUCUGUUCCAACGCUUCACUACCCAUUCUGUACAGAACUUCUCUCUUAUAUCCAAAUCCCCUCUUCUUUAGUUGGAAACCAUUUCUCCCCUCCUGUCACAAACAUCUCUUUUAAAGAAUCUGUCCCCUUCCUUCUUCCAGCCCUGCUUCACAUACUCAAAGGCCACUACUGGGCCUCUCAUCUCCAAGAUGAACAGCCUCAAGUCUCUCAGCCUGAUUUCCUCUCACUUGGACAACGUGCUGAAUAAGGAGACUUAGUUCAGCAUUACCAAUUGAUAUUUCUUCAUCUCUGUGCAAUAAAUCUACGUCAAAACAACAGGUUUUAUACAACUUGUUAAUUUGGUCCUUAAGUAGGACAUUCUGAUGUUAUUUUGUUGUGCAUUGAUUGCUUUUAAGUUACACAUUUUUAUAAAUUAUAAAACUGCCUUAAAGGAGGGGAAGAAAAAAUCUGCACCAUUUAAUUAAUUCUGAAUGAACUUAACUAGCAAAGACAUUCUCUUAACCCACAAGUUUGCCUGAGGACAACAGAACAUCUUUCUGCAACACCAGAAGUGAAUACCCUCACAGGCUGGGGAAAGCAUAUAUAAACAUCUGAGUAAUCUAUUAGGUUACAUUAUGACAUUUCUCAUUUAACAUUAGUAUAUGAGUGCAUCUCAGUACAAUAUUAUCCCCUUAAAGGUUAUUAAAUAAAUUUAUAAUACAAAUAAUUAUUAGUGGUACGACAGAGCUCAAUUUAUUUGAUCCACUUGAACACAAACUGAUGUAUACACAAAAAGAACAGUGAAUUUUCUAGAUAACAAGUUUUGAUGAUUGUUUGCUCCUUUAUUUAUUAAGGCAUCACGUCCUGCCAAAGACUCACCAUCUGCCUUCCCUUCUUUUCCUCUCUCUCAUUUCUUCCCCAGAAAUUUAAUGUUCAUUUAAUAUUUUACAUAGUUUGGGAGCCAGUAGAACACUGUCAUGGAGAAUUUCAUUUCUUAAAUAGAUAGAUUAAGUAGACAAACAGGAAGUUUAUAAGAAAUUAUCUUUGAAAAGCUUUAGUAAUAAUUCCUAUACAUAAAUAUACAGUGCACUUUGGUCCACAGUUAUCAGCAUUUCUCCAAAGCUGUUUAUUGAAGUUAGAACUGCUUGUUAAGUCUGUGAUUGUAUUUCUACCUUACCCACUACCAUUGGAAAAAAAAAAAUGCAUUUUAACAAUGACAUAAUUCAUGUUUCCAGUGAGUUAUUUUACAGAGAACAAGUCAAAGAUGCUGCACUUGCAUUGAAUGUUUUGUCAUUUCUGUUUACAAACUUCCUUCUGAAGCCUUUAAGUGCUGAGACCCUUCUUAAUUCAAUCAUCUUUAGAAACAAACUAUUAGAAAAAGUUUUCACAGUUUUCAAAAACAAUUAGAUUUCAUAUAUAAUCUGAAUAACUCAUAUAUAAUUUAUUAGGGACUAACAUACCCUUUUGUAAAAGCACACCCUGAUUAUUUCUCUUCUGCCUUCUACUUCUCCCCCUCCCAAAAGAGCAGCAUCUUUAUAAUUUAAAGUGACAUUCAGCUGGCCAGGAACACACCGUGUCCCAGUGCACCAACUGGAAGAGUCAGCUGUGCAAGAAUAUGUACAUGUUCUACUUUAUUUGUCUUCGCCUAAAGCAUCAUAAGCAUCACCAUUGCUACUCAUCCUUGAUGCAGACUGUAUCCUUCGGUUUAUUAAGGCUCUUGACUUCAUCCAGCAGUCUUCUAGGUGUCAAAAUAUGUGUAGAACCUGACAAAACAGUGACUUCAGUCUGGUGCAAGUAUGGUUUAUAAACACUCCCUCUUAAAAAUAUUAUAUAUAAGGUAAAAACCACAGCUGUGUAACAAAUAUACAUAUAACUAAAUAUUAUACACACAAAAAUAUACAUUUAAGUACCAGCUACAGCAAAAUGCUCUCUUUCUGUAGCUGGCCAUCAGAAAAGUACAACAGCUCAAAAUACUUUUAUAUGUUAUAUAAAGCACCGUAAUUAUAGCUGUCAAGAUUAGGCAGCACCUCUUCCACAUACCAGAGAUACUCAGAAGAAAGCACCGUGUCUCUUGACGCUCCGCCCCUUGCCCUCAGUUAAAUGAAACCUGCCAGUAUUUCAGGACCAGGAGAGACUGGAGAAGCAGAGAGAGGGUGCCAGGGACUGCAAACUUACAACCCGUGACAACUCUUCAUUUGGAUACCAGUUUCAGGUCCCUAGUCUAGUUUGAAUCACAGACUUUAAUGUGGGCCAACAACUUCCAGUAAAACAAAGCUCCUUCUGUUUCUACAGAAAAGCAUUCUUAGACAACAUACCUGUGCUGAAAGUAAAUCCCUACAUACCACCUCCUCCCCACCGUAGGCUUACCAAUGAUAACUUCACACGACUUGUGGGCUUGAGAAACUUCAUAAGCGCUGCGCAUCUCAGAGUAAGUAAUUCCUCCGAUCACAAAGAUAAUCAAUCUUGCAUUGCUCCUUCGCUCAUCUUGGUAACUACCUUUAGGCUUCUGGCGAGCACUGCAAUGCAAUUCAUAACGUUUAUAUAGUUUUAAUGACCUCUGGCUUGUAACAAUACACUUAACAAGCAGCAACAGCUUCUGUCCUGCAGUACAUACAGCAAAAUUUAGAUUAAUUGAAAACUACAACAGUAAGUUAUAGCAGUACACAGAAGCUGUUCUACUAUCAAAACGGAAAAGAAAUCCAAAGCAAAAACCUUGUUGCUUCUCUACUAUGAAGUUUAGUUCUGCCUGCUUCCAGUUACAGUAGCAGUCACAGGAUGAUCAUCCGUUAUUAAAGCUUCACACUACACUACUAAAAGUGAUUCAAUCUGCUCUUCUCUUAAUCAGAACAUGGAAAUGCAUUUCUAAAUGUGAGUCAAAAAUCACUAAGUAAGUCCAGAUAAUAAACUACCCAAGACUAAGAAGAGUUACUAAUUUAACAAUCAAGUUGAGUAUGCUUUAGGUGAGUUAAAAAUGUAGUUUAACACCUCAAAUAUCACCUUAUCUAAAUUUUAACAGUCAGAAAAUUAACUUCUGCGAAGCCUUAAAACAUACGACAAAGAUGUCAAGAAAUACGUAAAUUUACUUCUGCAGAAAACAAAUAGUUUACCUUACUAUUCCUGAGCCAUUCCAGGUAGGAGGACACUGGGAACAAUAAGGCCAUUCUUUUGAAUCCAGUUUGUUCUCUAUAGCAUCCUGAAAGACAAAACAAAGACUCACUUUGAAAAACUGUGGAAAACAAAAGCCCAUUAAGUUUCAGCUUCCAGUAAGGAUGGCUAACUGGAACUUAAUGUCAUUUCUCAGAACAACCAAUGGCAACCAACAUUCCAAGAACAGUGCUCCAAGUAGCAAAAUACUGCUCCACAUAAUGCUAAAAAUCCUUCUGAAGCUUUGUACAUCAUUAGGAAAUGGGAGUACACGUGCUUUCUCUCUAAAAAUCAUUCAGGUAUUACUAGUAUAGUUUGUCAUCUGCAAUCAACCUGACUGACUUCAUUUUUCAGGAAGAUCCUAUGAGAGAAGUAAUAGACCCUUGAAGGGCCAUUAAGUUCAAUAAUCUAUCAAGUAAAGCAAAACCUGCAAAUGACUGCACUGGGUCAGAACAAAGACCAAGCAACCCCUCUACUCUGCCAGACGUCAGUGACAAAACAAUGCCAACUAACAUUUCCUAGCCCCUACCAAUCUGCAGUUAUGAUUUGCAUUACUAACUCGAAACCUUCUGGAAGAAAACCCAAAUAACAACAGGAACAAUUAAUAUCCAGAUCUACAUUACACAGAGUAUUACCUAUUACGUGAUAGGCACUUCAAAAAAUACUUUCACUCCAAUUUCCUUCAAUCUUAAGCCAAACUACAACAAGGAAGAUGGCCUUCUAGCUAUCAAGAGAUUACAAGUCAUUACUAAACAAAAGUAAUAUAUAAUAUUAUGGAAAUCGAACACAAAUGCACACUUGGAAUCUCCCUGCAAUGUACUCAAGAAAUUUACCUCCAUAACAUCUUUUAUAAGAGGUGUCCACCUGGAGAGUUGAAAAGUUUCUUCUGCAGAGCGGUCCCUCCUGGGCUGCUUUUGUUGCUGAACAGCUGACUGAAGAGAUAUUCUAAAUGUUAGCUGUAUUACACAGGACAUUUGGGUUUUAUUGAAACUUUAAAGCUUGCAGCAGGUAGGGAAAAGUCAGUAGGAAUUAUUAAAGAAAUUAUCACCUGCUACAAUCAGACCAUUAUAUAAAUGCUAAUCAAUCCACAGGCAAUCAUGCCUCAAGAACUGAAGAUGUACUAGAAAAGUGGUAGCCAAGUGCUUGGACAGUAGGAAAUUAAAAAAAUCUUACUGAAGACAUAAUAGGAACAUGAAGGUAUUCCCAGUUUCUUAUCAUAUCACUGUCACUUUCUAUUUGUACAUUCUGGAUCAGCUUGUCCAAGUUCUCCUGGGUAGUUCCUUUGAUAGAAGAAAAACACACGACUUUGUUACCACAUGACUGUCAGCAAAACCACUUCUACCUUAUGCAUUCUGGGCUUUUUUUUGUUGUUGUUAUUACUACUUUUGAUUGGCUGGGUUUUUUGCUUGUUUGUUUUUUAUUAGCCAGUACACAAUUUCAGCAUUAUCUGUAUUUUAGAUAAGAACUUGCUUCAGUGGUACUUUUUUGAGAGUAGAGCUCGCUUUAGUAAUAGAUUCAUUAAACCUACAUUCUGGACUUUUUCUAUUUCUUUAGUACAAAUUCUUCCCCAUUUUCAGGUUGCAGUGGACAUGAAGCUCCCCUUUUAACAGCUUCAGUAUUGCAUGAAAAAAGAGAAAAGUCAAGGUGUUGCACACAUUCAAGCACAAGAAUGAUACUAAAGAAGAAUAUGGAUCUGUGCUUGAAUUUAAACCCUUAUUUCUUUACCAAGAGCAUCUUUGUUAUCUUUCAUGCCGUAUGUGGGAAGAGAAGCUACAGAGGAUAGGCAGUAUUUCUUUCAAACUCUACCAGCUGCUUAAGUUAAGUAAAAAAUGCUGGGCUCUACCAAAACAUUUGAAAUUUAUUCCAUAACACUGGGACUAAAAGCAAGGCAGCUUAACAUACCAUUUGUGCUGAAGAUAUACAGGAGAAUAGCUCUAAUUUUGUCAUAGCUGUCAUGACUUUUGUUGAGCAGAACUGGAAGGAGGACUCUCAUCGAGUCUUUCACUUUUUGACCUUCUGCAUCAGUUCCAAGAGCCAAGUCCUAUAUUAAAAACAAAGCAAAGAACAUAGUGAAUAUUCAUGUAAGGAAAGCACAGCUUUUCUGUGUUUUGAAAUACACUUUUUAAAAAAUGCAGACCACAAGUAUAAAAUAAAAAAGAGAGAGAAACAAAACACAGGAUGAAUCCACUUAAACUCAUUGUGAAAAGCUUUUGAUUUCCUUUUUUCCAAGAAAUACAACAUUAUUAUAAUAACACAUCACACAAUUAUAAAACUGUAACUCAGUUUGUACUGGACAUUGGAAAAGCUCCAAAGUUAUCAGCCAGACAAAACAUUGAAAUUCUCCUAAAAUAACAGACGUCCCAUCUGCUUAAGAGAGAUGAGCCAGCAGCUCAAAUGCAAGCAGCUACAGCCAUGGAUGUAUCAGUACUGCAGACAUGAAGUGUCAGGCUGUUACAGAUUCAUUCCAAGCUACAAGAAAAAACAUCCCUCUCCCUCCAAAUUAUUAUGUUCUACCACAACACUUUGAAAAUAUUAAUUCAAAAAUAGUUUUAUCUGUUAAAGUAGGAUCACAGAAUGGCAUAGGUGGGAAGGGACAAUGAAAUUCAUCUAGUUCCAACCUCUGCCAUAGGCAGGGCUGCUAGACAUGACUGACCAGGAUCUCAUUUAACUUGGCCAUGAAUGGGCUCUAGCACUUCACCACUGUCCAAGGAAAAAUAUUUCUUCUUGACAACUAACCUAGAACUGCCCUCUUUGAGCUUAAGCCUCCCUUAACAUGUCACUAUCAGAUCACACAAAGGUUUGGUCACCGUCCUUCUUGCAGGUGCCCUUCAAGUACUUGAAGGAAACAACAAUGCCCCCCAGCAGCCUUCUCUUCUCCAAGAAAGCAAGCCCAGCUCCCUCAACCUUUCCUCAUGCCAGAGGUGCUCCACACCUCCAAUCAUCUUUGUAGCCUUCCUCUGGACCUGCUCCUAGAGCUCUGCAUCCUUCCUGUAACAGGGGCUCCAGGCUUGGGCACAGUACUUCUGAUUGGGCUUCACCAGGGAAAAGGUGGAACAAUCGCUUCCCUUUCCCAGCUGGCCACCCUCUUUUGACACAGUAACCCAAACUUCACAUUACUAUGAAUUUAGUUUUUAAUUAAGACUGCUAGUGUAACUGUAAUUACAACUGUAAUUCAAACACAUGCUUUUCUGAGAUAUUUAGAAGGUGUUUCUUCGUCAGAACAUAGUAGGGCAACUACAUUGCAGAUCAGAAAGAAAACAUGAAAGUAACCUUCAUACAGAUCAGCUGGAUUCAAAGACAAAAAAUCCCCACCUCUAACAGCAACACCUCAAUCGUUAAGGAUCUUGGAAACAUCAUUUAAUUCCAGUAUUACUACCUCCAAAAGUAACAAGAAAAAGGAUGGACACUAGUGUACCCACAUGCACUAUACUGACAGAUAUAUUUAUAUCAUUAUAUAUAAUUACUUUAUUGUAUUUGUAACAUAUUUAGUAUAUGCAGACACACUAUUAUAUAUUUAGUGUAUACAGACAUAUAUACGCUACAUAUUAGACAUAUAGUAGAGAUACUGUAUUGCAGCACCUGUUCCCCAAAACAAUCAAGUUCCAUCAGCACCAGUUUUACAGGGUUGCUGAUUUUUCUUUUCCAGCUUGUUUUAAACAUACCUGUUCAGUUUUACAAAGCCUUUCUAUGUUAGCUUUGAACUUGCUCAUGCAGUCUUCUGCUAUAUUAAGAUGGACAACUUGCUAGGAGACAGAAAAAUCCAGUGUCAUAGCUUGUUUUUUAUUUAUUUAAACACAUCGAGUAAUCAUUUUGAUCAGCUACAAAACUCAGUCUUACAGCUGUUAUUCACUGUCAUCACGUGUUUUCUCUAUUUCUAUGAUCCCCAUCAUACUUAUAAAACACUAACUGCUCUGCUAUUUUCAAUACCGCAAGCACACAAAGAAUAAAGCAUUUAGAAAUACUAAAAUGAAACACUUGGGAAAAGUUCUUUUCAAAAGCUUCUCAUUGAUGAACAUAAUAUGGAGAACAGUUAAAUAUUGCACUCAACAUGAAAAGGACAGAAUAAACCUGGACAUCAACAACACAAUCACGGAGUAUAAAAGAUUUUCCACUAAGCUGCAGUCAUGACACACUCCUUACCUUAGUGAUCUCUUUACGAUACUGUGGCAUCUUUUUCAUUAAGUGGGCCAGACUGGUUAAUGUUAACUGCAAAGAAACAUGUAAAGUUGAGUUUUCCAUCCCCAUUUUAGACAUGAUUAUUUCCCUUCCUGUUGCUGUUUUGCACUUUCCAAACACUGCAAUAGUUACAGGUUUGUCUGUGUAUAUUCAGGUUUCUCUCCAAUUCAGUUUACAUGAAUUACAUAGAUCUAAUCAGCUGAACACAAAUUAUCAGGACAAACACCCCUCGACAGCUUACUUUUCCUUCUGUUGCUUUCUUCUUCGAUGAAACUUCUUUCAACAGCUGAGAUAUUUCCCUGCACAAAAGGUGAAAAUAAUCAGAACAGGACCACAGUUGUUCAGUGUUCUCAUGAGGUCAUACAAGAACUGAGCAGCAAGAAGAUCUGACAAAGUAAAAGCUUCAAAUACAAGUCUCUCACACAGAGAUAGAAGUUUUCUUCCACAAACAAAAGUGAAAUUAGACAAGCUUUCUUCAAUAUUGCCACAGAUGACAAUGCACACAGUGUUAGCACUUGUUGCUAAAUCCCUUUGGAUUUAACCUGUCUACAAUAUUUCUUGGGAAAACAGUUGACUUUAGGUUUACUCAAGAACAUAAUGAGUGUUAACAGACCUGCAUUUCUCCAUACAUACUGUUUCUAAAAGUACAUGUUCUUCUUGGCAUCAAUUACUGAACAGUAUGAAGACUAUUUUAUAAGCUGUUUUCACUACUCCCACUUUUUUUUCCCCCCCUAAAGUCCAGACAUCCCCUGUCUGAAAGAAGCCUUGGUGAAGUGUACUUUUAGCUACUGCUCAUUACUUCAAAUACAUACUCUAUUACAUCUGCAAUAUGCUUGUGUCGAAUCUUCACCCAGAGCUCAUCAUCUUCUUCCAGAAUUGCUUCCUUUUCCUUCCCAUCUGAUUUGUACCUUCAAAAAGAAUAUUCAGGUUCAUUUUACAGUUUCAUACUAUUUAUUGUUUUUCUUCAUUUUAAUAACUUUCUAGGGAGCAUCAAUUAUUAUAACUUAAUCAGCACACAUGGCAAUCACAGCUACAUACAUGAGCUUUCAUUUAGAAAUCAAGCUAUGGUCUAAAACAGAACUAAGUUUACACUUCACUAAUUGUAGAUUAGAAUAUAGAAGAAUAUAUGAAUUGGAGAACAGUUCUUCAGGGCAAUAUCUUCUGCAUUUCUUUUUGAACCAACAGCAGCUACAGUUUCAAUGAUACAUUUACAUGCACUUCAAUUUCUCAUCAGCUACUAAAAUAAACUUGGUUGCGAAAUAACAUAGUAAGACAUGCGGCUUUAUGUACCAAAUAUAAAACAGACUCUAAUCCUGAAGGGCAAUUGAAGCCCCAUUUGUUCACAGAACCAAUUAAGUAGUACAAACUACUUCACCUAUACAAGUAACGUGCUCCAAAACAUCAGAAAACUACUGUUUCUUUUCUAUAAACAUACAGAACAAAGGAAUGAACAAUCGUAUCACAAAACACUUCUAAUUGCAGGAACUCACGUAGAUCAUAUGUGCAUCCAGAAUGCAGAAAAAUAAGAGAAAAGUUACAAAGUUAAUUGAGCAAGUCAGAUUGUGACUCUACCUAGAAAACAUCCUCUGCUACAUUCAAAAUACACAUAAUUCACUGUCAGAGACACUAACUUCAUGUAACAUUAAAGACAAACGUUCCUGUUUGUUUAACUGAACAGUGAGCACAUAGACUGAUUUCCUAUAGUGGCUGAUCAGAAAGCAAAGACUCAAACAUCUUCAGUGUCACGACAAGUCAAGAGCAAAGCACUGAAAUGAUAUCACUGCUCCAAUUAGUAAUAACGUAAUGCAUUUACACUGAAGAAAGCGUACAUAAACAAGCAUUUCAGGUAGAAACAUGUAAACAUGCAAUGACUAAAUAGGAUGAUGGGAGCUAUGAAAACAAGUGUUCCUGAAAGAAGAUAAUUGUGCUUUUUCUCCAAGGUUAUUGUCCUCUUAGUGGCCUGGUCUGUCUUAUUACACCAAGCGAGGCAGUUUGGAAUCUGUCUGUGCACUAUCAGAGCUUUGAUUCUUGUCUACUAUUAAAUCUGAAUGCAUUUUUUAAAUAAAAAAAACAAACAAACCAACAACAGAGAUUUACUUCAGCAGACAACUAAAAAUGAAAGUCAUUUGUUAGCAUCAAGCUGAGCAAAAGAGUUAAUUAAGUCCUACCUAACUAAAUAAGGAAGCUAAUAAAACUAAGUUAAAAAACCUAUUAACUAAUCAAAGCAAUCCCUACGUACCAUAAGCAGCUAAAAAUACCUACAUUGCAGUUCAGCUACCAAUUCCAUAGAUAUGAUCAAGGAUAAAGUGCUCAGAUUAAAAAGGUACUUGCUUGUAAGUAUCAUUUUCAAUUGGUAGCAGGUCAUACGCCAUUGCCUGGAACGUGAGUUCAUGAAGGACAGUUGAUACUGGG
Coturnix japonica (Japanese quail) is the source of this 13160-nucleotide messenger RNA. The record is from RefSeq and is a predicted model, not a curated record. NCBI's taxonomy places the organism in Eukaryota, Metazoa, Chordata, Aves, Galliformes, Phasianidae.